CAGCAAGUAUUAACAAGAGAAGUAAAUCAACCAAAGAUAAACCAGAUUUUGCAGCUGUAGCAAUGGCAGCUUCGAUAUGUUUAAAGAACAGGUCAAGAUAUAUGACUGCCGUUCAGCUUUUGUUGACCAUAUUUCUUUAUCAUUCUAACUGGAUGAAUACACUUGCCCGGCUAUGUCCACUGAAAAUCACAACCAGUCAUACUUAUGUAUAUAAGAAGUUGGACGAGUUUGGAAAAGAUUACAACAAGGACAUCUUACAUUCGGUGAAAGAACAAGGGGAGUUUAUGGAACAACGAGCAGCCCAAAUAAACCCAGAUGCACAUGGUCAACAGAAUAACAGGUGUUUUACUCAAGAUGUUGGAAGAAAACUUGUGUUUGACAACAUUGACUAUCACCAAGAGGUUCACCGUAUGACAGAGGACCACCAAAAUGUAGACAAGCACUGUGUAACAGUAAUGGCAAUUGAAAACCGUGUUUCAGGGAAUCACCUUGGUGAAGAGCAGCCUAAGGAUGGGAUUCUUAAACUUCAGAAUGGUAAAUGUCUCCCAUCUUGUCGUGAUAAUCAAAAGCAACGUGAUAACUAUAUUGCUCUGGUGGGACGUGUUAUUUCUACCAAUAUAAAAAGUUUGGAAUUCUUAUCAGAUGCUGCUGUUCAUCAUAUUCCCCAUAUGUACACAAAAGAAAUGUGUAUGAAAUCAGAUUUGACAUUUCUUGGUAUGUUGCAUGAUAAUGAAAAUGACUCAGACGGAAUACUAGCUAUCCUGAAGUCUCUUCAAAAGUAUGUUCCAUGUUAUGGUGAAGACAAAGAUAAGCAAUAUGCUGGACAAGGGGUCGUUGGUGACCAAUUAAGUGUUGAGCGUGGGGUGAAUGGGCUUAGCUCAGUUGCAAAUGGAUUUACGCCAGAUGAAAGAAUUGAAGGCUUGCACUUUGAGAUUGCAGAUUGGCAUGCUGGGAACAAAUUUUUGGAGGUGGCUUUCUCUCAACUAUACAAUGUUGCAUCAGCUGGCGAUAAGUGUACCAUGUUUAGCGACAGAAACCUGGUGAAUAGGCGAAAUGUAAAGCAAGAUGUGACUGCAGCAGCCAAUGCUUGUAGAAGAUUUUUUGUCAUUGAAGUGGAAGCUCGAAUCAUUGCUGCAGCUAUGCAUCUUUUAGGAAUGCAGAAGAUUGAUGAAGAGCCAAGCAAACACAAGUUUUCAACAACUGCAAGUGCAAGUUUACAAGAGAGAAAAUCCUACUUGAAUAACAUUUCAUCACUUGUCAUUGAUGAAUUUGUUAUUGAUCAAAGGCGUAACAGUGAUGUUGAAGAGUCAGUUAAUUCAAUCCAAGAAGAUCUACAAACAGAUAUCCAUGGCAGGUUCCCUUGCCGGGCUCCUGGCUGUACAAAAACAUUUGCUCAUGCUGGAAAGUUAAGAACAGACCACGAAGCUAAACACAAUCCACCUGUGUCAUUGCGAGACUCUAAUGCACACAUUCUAGAAGCAACAUCUGUUCAUGAGGAUGAUGAUAUGUUGUCAUACCAGAGAUCACUUCUUGACUAUGGCAUGCUCGUGUUGAACUUUUUCGACGCAAUAUCAGAAGGGGAUGGUCAGAGAGUUGUUCGGUGUUGGAAAUUUUUUUUAAUGUACUUAAAACAUCAAGGAGGGUCAGCCAAGUAUUCACUGGAAGCACUGUAUUUGAUGUUUCAGAUAAAUGCUUUAUUGAGCCCCAAGUGUACACAUCAUCUAAUUUGGAACCGCUUUACCAAAAGCAAACCUGGAAUCAGUGGAAAUAUUCCAUUAGACCUGCAGUUGGAAUUUUUAAACAAGUUGGUAAAAGAGGCUAUAAAAAAUCAAGGAGCAGGUGCGUCAGAUAAAUCCCUGGAUAGAAUCUGUCACUCACUGGGGGUAACCUCAUCUUUGAUGAAGACUUUUGACACCAACUUAUCAGUUUUCAAAAGAGCAGGAAGACAUGUUAAGACCUCAACUCAAGGGGAUCUAAAGAAAAUUGUCAAUGAAUUAGUAGUUAAUAAUGCCUUCACAUGCACACCAGGACGGAGAUACAGUGUUUUUAAACAUGUUAAGCCAAGUUUGUUGAGUGGCUUUGAUAUGCAUAAAAUGUUUACAUGGAUAAACAAUCAUAAAAAAUUCAUGAUUUUGAACAGAAAAGCGAGAUGAAGUGUAAAUAAUGUUUAGUUUUUAAUUAAUGGGUUUGGGAUCUUAAAAAAUUGCUA
Molecule: messenger RNA, 2209 nt
Organism: Dendronephthya gigantea
Lineage: Eukaryota; Metazoa; Cnidaria; Anthozoa; Malacalcyonacea; Nephtheidae
Exons: 4
Coding region: 63-2153 (696 amino acids)
Source: RefSeq, a predicted model, not a curated record